Messenger RNA from Porites evermanni, 2679 nucleotides. Lineage: Eukaryota; Metazoa; Cnidaria; Anthozoa; Scleractinia; Poritidae. The record is from the annotation of a GenBank genome assembly.
AUGAUACCUGGGGGUAAGAAAAGUUUUUAAACUUGGGUCAUUAGACGUUUCUGGGAAACUGUCCACCUACCCCUCCCCUAAGCCGUCAUGAAACUGUCCACCUACCCCUCCCCUAAGCCGUCAUGAAACUGUCCACCUACCCCUACCCUGAGUCGUCUUUAACCCUUACUUCUCACUUAAGGCAAAAUGUUGGCUUAGGGGAGGGGUAGGUGGGCAGUUUCCCAGAAACGUAAAAUGAUCCCCAAAGGGCUUGCUCUGCGAAAAUGUUUGGGACAUUUUGUUAAGUUUCAACCUUUAUGUCUGCAAAAAUCACCAACAAAUUAUUAUGGUUCGUGCUUCCUGAUAAAAAUUUAUUCGAUGUCGUCGUCUUAACUAACUGUACAGAAGCAUUUUCGGUAUGGGAAAAAGAAAUUUAAUAAAGACUUAAGCACUGAUGUGACCUUAAACAGCAAUGUACUCGUGACAUACCCCUUUUAUCAUAACCAGUCUGUUCUUCUUAGUUUCCUCAGGAGCUUGCUAAACCAAAGAGAACCGUACUAUGUACUGAGGUACACGGAGAGUGGAGGAGCUUUUAACACUGGGCUAUCCACGAAUCCCUGGGGAUGGUGACAUAACCCUGUUAAAAUAACUACUCUGUUUUUCUUAGUUUCCUCAGGAGCUUGCAUACCCAAAGAGAACAGUACCAUGUACAUACGUGGAGAGGGGAUGAGCUUUUCUACACGCGACUAUCCACAAAACCCUGGGGUUGGAACCUGCAGUUGGAAUAUCAGUGCCCCGCUUGGGUACUUCAUAAAGCUCUCUUUUUGGAGAUUCUUGGGGUUGUGCAACCAGAGCUAUGCGGAAGUGUUUGAUGUUUCGAGCUCCACUACUGUGUUUUUAGGAAAGUAUUGUGAUUAUUAUUUAAACAAAACUAUGAUUUACUCAAAAGGAAAUAACGUAAUCGUUAAGUUUUCGCAACUUUCAACUUCACCUGAACAAGGCGGGCUGAUCGCAACGUACGAAGCUUUAAAGACGGUCCCAGCGCGGUACUCUUGUUCCAGAGAAAACACACGCAUCAACCUUCGGGGCCUUCAUGGUGAACUCGCAAGUUUAGACUAUCCUCUUCUGUACCCUAACAAUGUUGCAUGCUCAUGGGAUAUUGAAGUUCCGACAGGAUAUCUUAUCCAGCUCACCUUUCAUUCAUUUGCUCUGGAAUAUUCUCCAAAAUGUCGAGCGGACUAUGUGGAGAUUAAACAGGGUAUGGACAUUUCCUGGUCCACUGUGAUCGGAAGGUACUGUGGAACAUCUCUGCCCCCAGUUCUUCUCUCAAACUACCCCAAAGUUUACAUUGACUUUGUAGCUAAUAGCUUGGCAAGAUAUCGGGGAUUCCACGCGAGCUUCACUGCAGUGCCCGACCGUAAGUAAAGCUGGUUUUUAGUGCCUUAACGGUUUAUAACAAAGCCAUAAGAGUAAUCAGCAUACUGAUACCUUAACAAUUUCUCCCCACUACUUCUAUGGGAAACGUAUAGAGAAAACAAUUGAGAAUUUAAAUUUUGAUAUUAAGGUUUAAAAGGUUAAUGGUGCAUUUUGAGGUUGCGCUUGAGUCUGGGGCGGUGUUUUGCACCUUUUCUUUUUUGUCCAUGCAGCUGAAUUGCCGAUACUUUGUGGCGAAGUUCGUUUCUCAAUCAACAAUAUCAACAAAUUUAUUUCACUGCGCUACCCAAACACAGCAAAAGCUGAUUACAAACAAAUAGAAACAGUUAUGGUGUUCACAACAGCUACAAAAUUUCAGAGAAUAAUUAAUUACGUAAAAUUUACACAAUAUAGCUAGUUCUACUAUAUAUGUUGGUGUAAUGUUUUUGUAGGCGCCUUUUCAAACGCAUCGUUUGAUACGUUUAUAGAUAUAAUAAGCCUUCUAGCUCAUAAAUGAUGGAUGUCCCCGGUCAAAGUACGGUAGCGUAUAUGAGAUUGUCAUUUGCACUGUUAAAUAAUUUGUGCUGUUGAUCUACGUUGACUAAAAGACGUGUUUUAGAAAUGAAAGUGAGGACUUGUCGGCGCCAGGCAAAGUAGUUUUCGUUCUUGUGUGCUGUUAAGCAUGUUUAAACGGAAGAAAAAUCGUUAUUUAGAGAAAGAUGGAGAAUUUUUAUCAUGAUAUUUACUAACUGUUAAAUGUUUGAGAGCAAGCAAGGUUUAUUAUGGGCAAAGCGAGCGGAAUGGCGAAUGCCACACUUAAUUGACCCUCGCCAAAGAAGUUAUCAUCCUUGUCCAUGUAUUUGGAGUAAUGUAUAAUUUUUCUUUCUUUUGAUUGCCUUUUUCAACUGCUUGCUUUAAUUUACAGCGUCUGUAGGGCCCUGCAAUAGCAAAGGAACCAUUACCAUGUCUGGUAAAAGAGGACGACUAUUCUCACCUCGUUAUCCCAAACCAACCCCUCCCAGAAGUAUCAACUGUACGUGGAUGAUAACAGUCCCCAAAGGAAAUUUUGUGAAGUUGCGAUUAACCUCUAUCAAGUUAGACGUAGAUUGCAGCCCUCAUUCCACCUUCGAAAUUCGUGACGGUCAAAAUUCCUCCAGCCGCUUGUUGAGGUCAAUCUGUGAGCAGCCGUUUUACGGGUCCUCCUUCUUCUCUAGUGGUCGCCAUCUUUGGGUUUGGUUUCAGAGUCCGAAGCAGGAUUGGACUUACUACUUCACGUUCAGCGCAUAG